Malurus melanocephalus (red-backed fairy wren) is the source of this 2869-nucleotide messenger RNA. RefSeq names its product myelin regulatory factor like (gene MYRFL). Gene Ontology annotation, biological process: protein autoprocessing; positive regulation of DNA-templated transcription. Lineage: Eukaryota; Metazoa; Chordata; Aves; Passeriformes; Maluridae. The record is from RefSeq and is a predicted model, not a curated record. Gene Ontology annotation, molecular function: sequence-specific DNA binding; DNA-binding transcription factor activity. Gene Ontology annotation, cellular component: nucleus; endoplasmic reticulum membrane.
UGUGAUGUGUUCCUUGGCAUGUUCAUAAUCGUCUGGAAGAGAGUGCAUUUGUCUCCGUGGGAGCUCUUCAAGCAGUAGGAAAGCAAAGCACUUCUACUGGCUUUUCAUGGAUGUCAUGGGAGAAAAUGAGGCCUUGCUGCAGUUCUUUAAAGGACAAGAUGUCCAUGGAGCCUUGGAAAAUCCCAUGGUGGAUACAAGCAUGUUAAAAGAAUUCAUUAAUAAUGACAUAGAGUUUGGAACUUUGCAAAGCCAGUUGCCAGGCUCCCCACCUGACUUUGGAUCAGAACCAUGUUCCCCACCACAGCUACAAAAUACAUGGUGUGAUACUCUGUAGCCCAGUGGGGCCACAUCUGCUGGGACACCCAGCACACUUCCCUGCGGAUUCACUUACUCUGACCCCAAUGCCACAGGAGAUCCUUGCACCAUCUCCCAGGGCUGCUGUCUGAAGACAGGAAAUGCUGUGGCUCCAUGGAAUCAUUCUACAUCCUCCCACUGUUUGGAUUUUAAUAAUUCAUACUUCCAGUCUAAUGCAUCUCAGAUUCCUGGAUGCAAUAUGUAUUUUUACAAAAGUAUUUCUGCAGUGUCAAGUGAAAAAAGGAAGCUCUCCCAAUUACUAGGACAUGUAAUUGAUUCUUCAGUGCAGUCUCAGGAUUCCAGACAAGCAACUGUAGGGGACUGUGCUGAUGAAAUGCAAGAAUAUGACAGUGAUGGACAGAAUGCAGCUUUAGAAAAAUGCUGUCAAGUUCUUACAUGGCAACCAUAUCAAACUUCUCAGUGGAACAGCUUAUUUAAUUCCAGCUAUGAAAAACUACCUGCUGUAGGAUAUCGCAUUGUAACAGAUAAAGGAUUCAGUUUUUCAACAGCAGAUGAUGCUUCUGUGUGCCAAAAGAAGAAUCAUUUCCAAAUCACAGCUCUUAUUAGAAUCACCUGACAUCUAAAAUAUGUCAAAACUCAGCAGGGGAGGAAACCAAUAGAAAAGUUUUGGUUGAAGCUCCAAAUCAAACAAUUUGAAGCUCCAAAUCAAGCUAUUGAACAGUCUCAGUCAGAUCAAAGCAAAAAAACUUUUCAUCCCGCUAAAGUUGAACUGCCAGGGGACCAGAUGACUGAGGUAACACUGGGAAGUCUGCAUUUCAGUGAAACUACUGCAAAUACUAUGAGAAAAAAGGGGAAAUCUAAUCCUGAUCAGAAAUACUUCAUGCUGGUAGUUGUACUGUAUGCUGUCUCUCAGGAGCAGUUCUACUUACUACCUGCAAAUGUCUCUAACAGAUCAUUGUAAAGGUUGGCAUCUAACCCACGGCAAUUUGAGAAUGACAGUGAUGUACUGUGGCAGCAAGGACAUGUUCCAGAGCUGAUAGUCUAUCAUGGUCGAGUAGGAAUUAACACAGAUGCACCAGAUGAAGCACUGGUUGUCUGUGGAAACGCCAAAGUUAUGGGCAGAGUCAUGCAUCCGUCUGACAGCCGAGCAAAACAGAGUAUCGGGACAACCAUCGCCUGUAGACUUUGGAGAAGGCUCUCUAGAAGCUGGGAAUUGUCAAACUCAAGGGUCGAUACAAAUGGGCAGUUGAGUAGAAUAACACAAAUGAGGUUGGUGGAAUAUGACUACAAGCCUGAAUUUGCAUCUGUUAUGGGAAUAAAUGAUACCCGUGAAACAGGAAUAGCCCAGGAAGUGAAGGGACUUACAGUUUAUAUCACCAAACUUGGAGAAAAUUCCUAUAAAAAUAUUGUAUUUCACUUGUCACCUUUUCAUAGUGAAUUCUGCACUCAUUUCUGCUUGUUGCAUCUGAUUGAUGAAUAUACUAUGAAUAUAUUAUGUACCUACUUUUAUGGUCGUUUUGCUUCUCGGGAUCAGAUCUUUAUUGAGAAUGUUGGUGCUGUAAAGCAGCUUUGAACUAACAAUCUUGAAUUCAGAAUAGAAGAAUUGGAACAGUUGAAUAGGAAACUGGCCAAACUGAAAUGCAUGAGCAGUUUAAACUCAACAGUCAGUGAGGAGAGCAAAGUCAGCAGGUAUAGUCGAGCUAACUGUCGUUUGCCAUCAGUAAAAUCAUUCCUGCCAAAAUCCAGGAAGGUUUUUUUGUCAAAGACCAAAGAAUCUUGCUCCAUGAAGAUUUUCCAGGUGACUAUAAUAGCUUUGAUUGCUAUUAUGGCACUAUGUGCUUUGACAAUAUGGAGCCUAUAUUUAAUUAGCAUUCAUGACAGACGCUUUGAGAAGCAUCCAGUCCUCAGCAGUACUUCAAGUUCUGUUCUACUGUCUCCCUCUACCAAAACAGCAGCAUUGCAGAGGGAAAGGACAAUUUCUCAGAACACGCAGCCUAUCAGCAGGAUCCCUGAAGUGAAUUUCUGUGUUUUGCCUUGUGACAAGGUCUGUUGUUGUCCAAUUCAUCAACCAAAAGUCAAAUCUCUAAGUUAUGAAAAAAGCAAUGCAAAGGAGAGAUGGACUGACACAACAAUCAGUUCCAUACAGAUUUUGGAAACUCAGCAAAGCAUUGACAAUUGCUAUUGUAGUAAAAAUCUGCAGUGCAGGUCUGGAAAUUACAGCUAUGUUAUUCCUAUUAACAGAUACACACCCAUGGAUGUAGAAAUAUCACUGGAAAUAAACACCMCAGAACCAUUAAUUACAUUUCUCUGCACAGGCAUAUUUGGAAAUUUUUGCUCCCAUUAUUCUUCUAGCCAAAACAGUAGGAAGGAUUACCAAGACACCACCCGGGGACACCAGCAUGUUUGGGCUCUCCMUGUAGCUCAGCUGUAUGACAGCACGUGGAAGUUCUCAUAUGAAUCCCCUUUAUUUUUCUUCUGCAGCUGCUCGACAAACCCUUAUUUUGCCGUAAUGUUUUUUACUGAUUACUACUUCUACUUUUAUCUUGCAGUGUAA